AUGAAUGAAAUCCGCGGUGACUCUGAGGCUCACGUCAUAAAAAGAGGAACGAUGGAAAAACGCUUUCUGGAAAUCUGCCACACGGCGGCUCAAAGCUGGUGCAUGCGAAACUCGUUUCAAUUGGUGGUUAGUGGUAACGAAAGUACGACCUACGUAGAGUUCCUGUACGCCGAUAAUGAAAUCGAGUGGGUGGUUUCGAAAGAGAAGUUUCCGCUAAACGAUCCGGUUUACGCUCAACUGGGGUUUGUUAAGAAGUCCGGCGCUGAUGCUCCGUUUAAUCCUUUACAACCGCUUGGAACCUCGAAACCCGAAGAUAUUCUUCUUCAUAUAUACCAGUACACAAACCGACACGUUCCGGGAGCGUUUCUGUUCCGUGUGUCCGGUGAGAGCGUUGUGACCCCGGGGGUGACCGUGAAAUAUGACGAAGGCAGCGACGAUUUGCAAGAGCAGGGCGAUGAUGAAGAAGAUGAAGAAUAUGAAUACACGGAAUACGAAGCAUAUCAUUCGGGACCCGGUGGAUCGUCGGCAGAGAUGUUAUGUCCGGAUGACCAGCAUCGCGGCCAAUGUCCAGAAGAGUGUCCCCUAACGAUCACCGAAGCUAAAUGCAAGAAGUGCAAAUGUCCGCAUGAAGCGGAAGAAAAUAUGAGCGUUGAAGAACAUCAAACGAUGUUGCAACCGGCGAUGCCUUGUCCCGACGACCCGUACAGAGACAACUGUCCAUCGCAUUGCUCCCUGGUCAUGAAUGGCCAAUGUAAGACGUGCCAGUGUCCCCAAGGUGUCAACGAUCCGAAGGCGGAGGUGAUUGAGGAAAGCCCUACGGCGACGACGGAAGCGCGAAACUUGGACUUUUGUGCCACACAUCAUACUUGCCAUCAGAACGCACUGUGUGACAAUUACGAAAGGGGAUACUGUUGUCGUUGCGAUGUGGGAUACAUUGGUAACGGACAAGUCUGUCUCAGAAACGACGAACCUCAGCGUAUAAACGGCAAACUGUCGGGAAAAAUAAACAACACUAGUCUUCGGGACGUCGACCUGCACACGUACGCGGUAAUCGCCGACGGUCGGGCUUACACGGCACUGUCUCCGUUGUCACCGAAUGUCGGCAGGUCGCUUCUGCUGCUGAGCACGAUCGGCGGUGUCAUGGGGUGGCUGUUCGGCAAGACAACCAGCAACUCAGUUUACAACGGAUUCGAAUUGACAGGGGGGGUGUUCAACGCUACUGCUGCGGUACAUAUAUCCGAUCGAUACACGUUGACGAUUCAACAGAAUUUCUUUGGCCGAGAUCCACAAGGCUACUUCAAAGCUAACAUUUAUCUCACGGGCACGCUGCCUGAGAUUCCGGAAAACACAGAGGUGGACUUUGGUGAAUAUUCUGAAGAAUUCAGACGAACAGAAACCGGUAUGAAACUUUCACCAUUUGGCUCACAAGAUGAGUCAUUUCAUAAUAAUACGAAUGAUAAACGUAAUCUCCCUUUUGUGUAAGU
Messenger RNA from Soboliphyme baturini, 1484 nucleotides. The record is from the annotation of a GenBank genome assembly. Lineage: Eukaryota; Metazoa; Nematoda; Enoplea; Dioctophymatida; Soboliphymatidae.